GCCGGCCACCUGAGCGCGAACCUCAUCGGCGAGUACCGCGCCAUCUUCGCGGCCUGCGACACGGACGGCAACGGCACGCUCGACGCCGAGGAGGUGCGCGGGGCCCUGUCGCGCGCGGGCCAGAAGUGCAGCGACGCCGAGGUCCAAUCCCUCAUCGGCGAGGUCGACAAGAACGGCGACGGCGUCGUCGACUUCGCGGAGUUCCUCCGGCGCCAGUCGACGCGCGUGCUCUCCGCGGACCAGGUCGCGCACUACAGCGACCUCUUCGACUCCUUCGACAUCGACGGCAACGGCGGCAUCGACGUCCAGGAGCUCUUCCACGGGCUCCGGGGCCACCGCGGCGGCGUGACGCUCGCGGACUGCCGGCGCUACAUGGCCAAGGUCCCGCAGGACGACGACGGCUGCAUCGCGCUGCCCGAGUUCCUGCAGAUCAUCGCCAUGCAGGAGAUCGUC
Messenger RNA from Aureococcus anophagefferens, 453 nucleotides. RefSeq lists its product as hypothetical. The annotation marks the transcript as partial. Lineage: Eukaryota; Pelagophyceae; Pelagomonadales; Pelagomonadaceae. The transcript is spliced from 2 exons. Gene Ontology annotation, molecular function: calcium ion binding. The record is from RefSeq and is a predicted model, not a curated record.